Messenger RNA from Callithrix jacchus (white-tufted-ear marmoset), 727 nucleotides. It is a transcript of the gene IL26, whose product is annotated as interleukin 26. The record is from RefSeq and is a predicted model, not a curated record. NCBI's taxonomy places the organism in Eukaryota, Metazoa, Chordata, Mammalia, Primates, Cebidae.
AUGCUGGUGAAUUGCAUUUUGAGGUGUGGGCUGCUGUUAGUCACUCUGUCUCUUGCCAUUGCCAGGCACAGGCAAUCUUCCUUCAGCAAAAGUUGUUACCCAAGGGGGACACUGUCCCAAGCUGUUGACGCUCUCCAUACCAAAGCGGCAUGGCUCAAAGCAACGAUUCCAGAAGACCGCAUUAAAAAUAUACGAUUAUUAAAAAAGAACACAGAAAAGCAAUUUAUGAAAAACUGCCAAUUUCAAGAACAGCUUCUGUCCUUCUUCAUGGAAGAUGUUUUUGGUCAACUCCAGUUGCAAGGUUGCAAGAAGAUUCAAUUUGUGGAAGACUUUCAUAGCCUUAGGCAGAGAUUGAGCCACUGUAUUUCCUGUGCUUCAUCAGCUAGAGAGAUGAAAUCCAUUACCAGGAUAAAAAGAAUAUAUUAUGGGAUUGGAGAAAAAGGAAUCUACAAAGCCAUCAGUGAACUGGAUAUUCUUCUUUCCUGGAUUAAAAAAUUCUUGGAAAGCCAACAUGCUAGAAUUUCUUGGUGUGCAAGAGGUACCUACCAGAUCACAGCAAAUAAGAUACACAAAGUACCUAACUGCUUGGAAUGAUUUACCAGGAAUGCCUUUGACAGGAAACCCAAGCCACGAAGACCACAAGUAACCAAGAUCAAAUGAUGCCGAAUCUUGAUAACAGGGCGCUGUGCAAUUAGAAAAGUUCAUAGAAGCCAAAUAAAAGUCUAAA